Pseudocercospora fijiensis CIRAD86 is the source of this 606-nucleotide messenger RNA. RefSeq lists its product as uncharacterized. The record is from RefSeq and is a predicted model, not a curated record. The coding region runs from base 6 to 560 and encodes 184 amino acids. The transcript has a single exon. NCBI's taxonomy places the organism in Eukaryota, Fungi, Ascomycota, Dothideomycetes, Mycosphaerellales, Mycosphaerellaceae.
ACAAGAUGCGGGAGAAGACGAGGAUCAGGAAUCGAGAAACUAGAGCCCUCCUUCCAGGAUCUGCAUUCGACAGGAUUACAGAUGCAAAUGCUGCGCUAAGCACAAGGCCAAAAUACACGAGCGAUACUGAAGACACUCCCAGCAAGACAAGCAUGGCGUCUGCUGCCACGCCUACGAAGGUUACAAAAUCUAAGAAAGCAACAACCGCGAAGAAGAUGCCUGAGAAGAGGGAACAGCCAAAGGAAGUAGAGUCAUGGCAACCAGCUGGAGGCGAACGGAAAGCGGUGGAUGUGGCUGAAGCAACCUCGGUACUAGGCAUUGCGCGAAUCGCUGCUUGGAGGCUGGACAGCUUCAAAGAUGAGCUCGAGGAGCUACUGGACACUGUUGAACGAAACGACGUGCAGGAUAUAUUCCACUAUGUGGUUGACCUAGGUGGAGAAAAGAUUGCGGAUGUCUACGUGCGAUUUGGGAGCAAGCUUAACGCCUCAAUCAUGAGACAGAGCAUUGAUGGAAAAAUGCUUGGUAGUAGAAGACUGAGGAUCUAUUAUGCGGCAGAAUAGCCUCUGUGUGAGAAGGUCACUCACAAUUGCAUCGCGUUUGGUGCUG